Molecule: messenger RNA, 2856 nt
Organism: Zootermopsis nevadensis
Lineage: Eukaryota; Metazoa; Arthropoda; Insecta; Blattodea; Termopsidae
Product: soluble guanylate cyclase 89Db
Biological process (GO): cGMP biosynthetic process; response to oxygen levels
Cellular component (GO): guanylate cyclase complex, soluble
Molecular function (GO): heme binding; guanylate cyclase activity
Source: RefSeq, a predicted model, not a curated record
CGUGCGUGCGUGCGUGUGUUUGUGUGUGUGAAGGCACCAAAGACAUCGACAAUGAAACUCUUGUUGUGUGUGUCGAUCCAAUGAUGCAACGAAGUGGAUAUUGCGUGAAGUGUGUCGUGAAAGUUCAUACUUUAGUGUCGAGUGAAGUGUCACAUGAUCAAUCUUCAGUUGCAUUUGAAUUAAAAAUAAAAUAAUUUUGGAACACCAGUUUUGUAUGAAUAAUAUUACUUAUAUUUGUACCUGCACCACCGAAGUAUUAAGCUGGUUAACUCUGAAUUUAUUACUGUGGACCUGAAGUUCUGCACAAAAUAGACAUAAUGUAUGGUAUGCUGCUAGAAAGCGUUCAACAUUUUGUACAGCUGGAAUACGGGGAAGAGAUAUGGCAGCAAGUGAUGGAGCAGGCAGGUUGUAAAUUUGCCGUAUUCAACACUCACCACAUCUAUCCCGACCACCUGAUAACGAGCCUGGCAGUAGCCUGCGCUGAAGUCACCGGGGAGGGCGCAACUAAAGACCACUUCAUGCAGUUCUUCGGUCGCUGUUUCGUGCGCUUCUUCAGUAACUUCGGUUAUGAUUUCAUGAUCAAAGCAACUGGACGAUACUUUUCGGACUUCCUACAGAAUGUGGACAAUAUCCACAUGCAGAUGCGUUUCACGUAUCCCAAGAUGAAGAGUCCAUCCAUGUACAUCACACACGUAGACCCACAGGGCGUCGUAUUGGUGUACAGGAGCACUAGAAAAGGCUUUGUCCACUACUUUAUGGGUCAACUGUACCAGAUAGCUGAAGAAUUAUACAACACGCAACUGUCCAUCAACGUGCUAGAGGAAACGACAUCCGUUACGGGCACAAGGAAAGUCCUGGUCAGAUUCCGACUCAAUUUCGAUAAUCAGGAGUUUGUUCUGUCGCGGGCUGACAAACGGACACACCUGGAGAGACUCACCCUGCCUGCCGUCCCCUGUUCAUUACUCAUGCGUCUCUUUCCGUUCGGCCUUGUCUUCAAUGAGGACAUGUGCAUCCUGGCAGCCGGGGAAAAGCUCGUUCAAGUGUGCGGCACAAGUCCAGAUGAUCUCCUAGGAAAAUCCGUCAUAGACAACUUCAAGCUACGGCGUCCUAGAGGAAUUCCCUUCACUUGGAAAAAUACCCUGUACCUGCAUUCCGUGCUAUUCGAGCUUGAACUGAUCCGGACACCGAGGGCGGAAGAUGACAAGGGCACAGCUGAUGUGGACGUUAAGAACAAGCCAGCACUGCCUCUUUUCCUGGACCGACGGCGAGGCAGCCAGGGUACACGCAGUAUCCUGCUUAAGGGACAAAUGAAAUAUAUCGACGACAUCAAAGCGAUCAUCUUCCUUUGCAGCCCACUAAUAAACAAUAUGGAUGAGCUUCCGAACAUGGGAUUGUACUUAAACGACCUCAACCUUCACGGCCUGAGUCGUGAAAUGGUUUUAGCUGGAUGGCAGCAUUGUUCCAGAUUGGAGCUGAUGUUCGAGAGAGCCGAGCAGCGGUCUACGGAACUGGAGAGAAGUUACACUCUACUGGACUGCUGGAAGCGAAGGGGUGACGAACUGCUCUACUCAAUGAUUCCUCAGUCGGUGGCAGACAGGCUUCGCACCGAAAAGAAUUCCCUCAGUACGUGCCAGUCGUUUGACGCAGUUUCCAUCCUCUUCUGCGAACUGGUGGACUUCAGUUCUUCAACAGUCCAAGACGCCAUGGACGUUGUUAUGAGUAUGAACGCAGUUUUUACCUGUUUCGACGCCCUUAUGGAUCGUUACAACGUAUACAAGGUGGAAACUGUGGGCCAGGUGUACAUGGCAGUGAGCGGGGCGCCAGAAUACACCCCCCAGCACGCGGAGAACGUAGCCGAUGUCGCACUGUGUCUGCUGCGGCAUGUAAAACAACUCAAAUUCCCCUCAGGAAUCACUAUGCAGAUUAGAAUCGGAAUCCAUUCGGGCCCUGUGGUUGCUGGAGUCGUGGGCCUCAAGGUUCCGCGGUAUUGCCUUUUUGGAGACACAGUCAACACCGCAGCCAGAAUGCAAACCACAAGCCUGCCUGGUAAGAUUAAUAUAUCAACAACCACACGGCAGCUGCUUCCUGAUCGAUAUAUCAUAGAACCCAGGGGUCUCGUUACAGUGAAGGGAAAAGGGGAGAUGGAAAUAUUUUGGCUGCGGGACGAUGCGACCGCGGACGAAUCGAAGCCGAGCGCUGAGAAGGGUGAGGGCUCCAAGUCCACUGCGAGUAACGGGAUACGUUAAAAGCUAAUGGACUCGGAACUCUAUGCAAAUGAGAAAAAUUUCUUCGAGAAUACUAACACAGACCUUCACACAAGAGAAGAGUUUCUUAAUUAUUUAAAAUAAUACUGAAUCUGUUAAGAUGUGUGACAUUAGUACUUCGGGUGUUAUCCAUUUCUGAGCUAUAUUUAACAUAAACCUACAUAAGUUUCCAGUAGUUGGCUCUACACAUAAUUUAACAGUCACUCCGUUUCAGUCAUGGUGUACAUAAAAAGAUAAACUUCUAGCUGUGUCUCAUUAAACGCCACACCACAAAGGCGUAUUAGCGCCAAGCAUUUUUAACCCUGUAAGGAGAUGGGUGGUAAGCUUCUAGUUCAGUGAGUGUACUCUGGCGUAAAGAGCUCCUGGUAUCCAUCGGACAGAAAAUGUUUGGGCCCCAGAGACCAUCUGAACGUAGCAGAAAAAAAAAUACCGGUGACUGCUCAGCACGGUACUCCUUACGGAGUUACAAUGGGUUCAAGAUUAAAAUGCUGAUAAUGUCGACAGUGGUGAGUUGUUUUAUUGAAUAUCUUUGUACUGAUAACAUAAUGUACAGCAAGUCAACAAUGAACAAUAAAUAAUCUGUGACCCUUGA